Molecule: messenger RNA, 1203 nt
Organism: Penicillium egyptiacum
Lineage: Eukaryota; Fungi; Ascomycota; Eurotiomycetes; Eurotiales; Aspergillaceae
Source: the annotation of a GenBank genome assembly
AUGGCGCCAUCAUUGGAAGAGCCCGCGGUGACUGUGGCCCCAACCGUGGCCAAGUUCACCGUUCCCGUCCUCGCGGAGGACCUCGCUGGCGACAACAAAUUUGGCUAUCAGCCCGGCCGGACACCAGUCACUCAACACCGCAACUAUGCUUACGAAGACCUUUUCCCCUCGUUUCCGGACAUUCAUUGGGCCCCGCUUGAAUACACUCCGUACCAGGACAAGGGACUGCGAGGAGACCCCAAGUUCCGCAACCUUCUGAGGGAUGCCACAGCUGUCUUUGACCACAACCCUAAGAUUGGAACUGAAAUCCACGGUGUCGAUCUCUCAAAGCUUGAUGAUGCACAGCGGGAUGACCUUGCCAGGUUGAUUGCAUACCGAGGCGUUGUCUUUUUCCGCUCCCAGAAGAACUUCGAUAUCGAGGCUCAACGCCAAUUGGGCCAAUAUUGGGGCAAGCUGCACAAGCACGCCACCACAUCCGUUCCCCGAAAGCCAGGUCUCGAGGACGUCCAUGUCGUCUACACUGGCGAUAACUCAGGCGACAACCGUGCCCUCUUCACGCCAAGUUUCUUAUGGCACUCAGACGUGACCUAUGAAAUCCAACCACCAUCCUACACAUCACUCAAGCUUCUCUCUGGGCCACCCCGAGGAGGCGGUGGCGAUACCCUUUGGUCCUCGCAAUACGCUGCCUACGAUAUACUCUCCUCGCACAUGCAGAACUAUCUUAAAGGCCUCACGGCCCUCCACUCCGCCGACAUGCAAGCCAAUGACUCCCGGGCACUAGGCCGGCCAGUGCGUCGGGACCCCGUCACUACUGAACACCCACUCAUUCGGACGAACCCAGUCACCGGCUGGAACGGACUUUUCUUCAACCCUGGCUUCGUGAAGAAGAUCGUUGGUAUCCCGGCCGCAGAAAGCGACGCUAUCAUCCGGUUCCUCACUGAUGUGAUCGCCACCACCCAGGAGAUGCAUGCCCGCUUCUCAUGGGGUGAGGAGGAUGUCGCGCUCUGGGAUAACCGGUCCACCAACCACAGUGCUUCUUAUGGCUUUACACCGCACCGCCGUCAUGCUGUGCGUGUUGCGGUCCAUGCUGAAAAGCCUGUGCUUGAAGAGUCGGGGAAGUCUCAGGAGGAUGACUUGAAUGCUUUGUAUGGACUGCCGGCAGUCAACAAGGAUGGGUCUCGCCAGUCGAACUAUAAUGACUAG